Canariomyces notabilis is the source of this 1468-nucleotide messenger RNA. RefSeq lists its product as uncharacterized. Bases 251 to 1105 code for a protein of 284 amino acids. The transcript has a single exon. NCBI's taxonomy places the organism in Eukaryota, Fungi, Ascomycota, Sordariomycetes, Sordariales, Chaetomiaceae. The record is from RefSeq and is a predicted model, not a curated record.
CCGGUGGCAGGUCAUUGAAUCCAAUAUUCGAUGUCCGCUAGUUGUACAGUACCUACCGGCAUCACUUGAUAGUCGAAAUGUCAUAGGCAUUCAGGUCCAGGAUCAAACCCAACUUAACUGGCAUGGCAGCCCAAAAUCAAACUCUUACUCCCCUGGUGACAGAGCCUUCAGGCAACAUGACAAACACUUACCUUACCUAUUCGCCGCCUCCAGCAUUCCUUGCCCAUACCUACCACUCACAAGUCUGCCAAUGCAAUGGAAUGCAUGCACGCACAGAAGCAUCACCGAGCCUCUCGCGGGAUUACGUGAGUACCAAGAGUAUAGGUGGGGGUUUGGUACUGCCAUCCCACUUUGUCCCCACCGAAACAGCGAGCGCGCUGGCCGAGAAAAGCGAUCAGAAAUCCGGUCCGGCCACUCAAACCCUCUGUGUUUCCUUCCCGGCCGUUUUGGCGCUUUCGGCCCUUGUUCACGUGCCAACUUUCCUGCACGAGAAAAACGCACCGUGCAUGUUAAGCGUGCAUUCGGGUUCAGCCACAAAAAAACCACGGCAGCGGGCGCCAUGUUCGCCGGGUGGGGGAAGGGGGAACGAAAGAGCGGAGAGAGCGGUGAUAUGGGGCCAUGGAAGCAGGGAGACCCAAUUGAACAUCCAACGACAUCCGAGCACGGCCGAGAAUGCCUCCCCGGGGUCCCCCCAAACUUACACAGUACACGACCGGAGGUGCCAAGCCCCGAACAGGCAGAGGAACGGACCGCCGAGCCCAUGUGCCAACACUGCCAAGGGACUGGUGACUUGCUUCGCAACCCUUCGAAGCCCAUCCGUCGCCGCCGGCUCGCCCUAUCAGAGCGCCCACCGGUGCUUCCUGGCGCCAUCUUGGGGACUUGGGCCAUCUUGGCCUCUUGUCGAGAGCAUCGAUGGACGAAAGGAAUGACGCCCAUUGUCCCCAUUGCUGCCCUGAUCAUAAACCCACAGAACGAUAAGAAUGAGAGUGACUGCCACCCCACUGUGGGGCAUUCGCCGUCUUCCCGCCACACAAUGGCUCGAAUGGCUUCUUCGACCAGCCCGUCGAUCAGGAUUAUGACUUCGUGGUUUCUCUUGGCUGGAUAAGCCAAGAUGCUUGUGUCUCCUUCUUCUGGACCGAUUAACCGGUGUGCAAGAAAAGAUUGCCUGCCUUACUCCCCAUGGGGGAGGGUUGCCCGAAGACAAUGGCUCCGGAUCUCGGGCCCAACGGUGGAAUGACAAUGUACUUAAACAAAGCAAGAUCCCCCGGUUCCCGCCCCUCGUGAUCACAUCUCACCGUCAUACCGUUGAGUAUCAUUGCCAGAUACCUCCCUUGCCUUACCAUACGCAUCGUAGAACUCUUUGUAGAUUCUGCGACGCCAAGUCCCCUGUAUUCAACACUCCAAUGCCGCGAACUGGACCACUUCCGAGGCCGUACUCCAUCAUCCCUGCUUCCCGACUGAACGUAAC